AACACCAAACUCAGUGUCACUGGCCUCAAACGGGCUGGUCUUCACCUGUUUCCUCCUUGGCCUUGGCUUCAGCACAACUAGCAGGACUAGAAUUAGGGCCUUUUAAAAAGUCUCCAUUUUAAUGUAAUUUGCUCACACGUGGUACAAAUAUGUUCCACUUCCACCGCCAGACGUCUCAGCAAAAAAUGGACAUUGCUUCUGAUUUGCUGUCCCAGGCACUGGGGCAUGGCCGUCAAUGUGUAUUCCACAUCCGUGACCAGCGAGAACCUGAGUCGCCAUGACAUGCUGGCCUGGGUCAACGACUCCCUGCACCUCAACUACACCAAGAUCGAACAGCUCUGCUCAGGUGCUGCCUACUGCCAGUUCAUGGACAUGCUGUUCCCGGGCUGCGUGCACCUGCGCAAGGUGAAGUUCCAGGCCAAGCUGGAGCACGAAUUCAUCCACAACUUCAAGGUGCUCCAGGCUGCCUUCAAGAAGAUGGGGGUGGACAAGGUGGGUCCCUGCCCCCCAUCCACCCUGGGGGUCGGCCCCCGGGGGACCCGGCCGGCUGGACUGGCCUGAGGGCCUGGACUGCUCACCCUCUGCCCCAGUCACUUGGGGGCCAUACGGCUUGGCGGGGGGGCUGGGCCCCCUC
This is a messenger RNA of Terrapene triunguis (Three-toed box turtle), 634 nucleotides long. Its product is annotated as microtubule-associated protein RP/EB family member 3-like. NCBI's taxonomy places the organism in Eukaryota, Metazoa, Chordata, Testudines, Emydidae. The record is from RefSeq and is a predicted model, not a curated record. Gene Ontology annotation, biological process: spindle assembly; regulation of microtubule polymerization or depolymerization; protein localization to microtubule plus-end. Gene Ontology annotation, molecular function: microtubule plus-end binding. The coding region runs from base 226 to 561 and encodes 111 amino acids. The transcript is spliced from 3 exons. Gene Ontology annotation, cellular component: spindle midzone; microtubule plus-end; microtubule organizing center.